Messenger RNA from Chrysochloris asiatica (Cape golden mole), 3306 nucleotides. RefSeq names its product nitric oxide synthase 2, inducible (gene NOS2). The record is from RefSeq and is a predicted model, not a curated record. Gene Ontology annotation, molecular function: nitric-oxide synthase activity; flavin adenine dinucleotide binding; heme binding. NCBI's taxonomy places the organism in Eukaryota, Metazoa, Chordata, Mammalia, Afrosoricida, Chrysochloridae. Gene Ontology annotation, biological process: nitric oxide biosynthetic process.
UCCUCUCCACCCCUCACGGGGACUGUACAGAAGUCCCCAGGAUCCCGGGUCAAGCUGGACACGCUCCCAUCAGCCUGCCCACGACACACGAAGAUCAAAAACUGGGGCAGUGGGAUGACCCUUCAGGAUACACUCCACCACAAGGCCAGCGGGAGUGUUGCUUGCAAAUCCAAGUCUUGUCUGGGGGCUCUUAUGAACCCUAAAAGUUUAAUCAGAGGACCAAGGGAUAAGCCUACUCCGCCAGAUGAACUUCUACCUCAAGCUAUUGAAUUUGUCAACCAGUAUUACAGUUCCUUCAAAGAGGCAAAAAUAGAGGAACAUCUGGCCAGGGUGGAAGCAGUAACAAAGGAGAUCGAAACAACAGGAACCUACCAACUGACGGGGGAUGAGCUCAUCUUUGCCUCCAAGCUGGCCUGGCGCAAUGCCCCCCGCUGCAUCGGGAGGAUCCAGUGGUCCAACCUACAGGUCUUUGAUGCCCGGAGCUGUACCACUGCCAAGGAAAUGUUUGAGCACAUCUGCAGACAUUUGCGUUUUGCCACCAACCAGGGCAACAUCAGGUCGGCCAUCACAGUGUUCCCCCAGAGGAGCGAUGGGAAGCAUGACUUCCGUGUGUGGAAUGCUCAGCUCAUCCGGUAUGCUGGCUACCAGAUGCCUGAUGGCACCGUCCUAGGAGACCCUGCCUCUGUGGAGUUCACGCAGCUAUGCAUUGACCUGGGCUGGAAACCCAAGUAUGGCCGCUUCGACGUCGUGCCUCUGGUCCUGCAGGCCAAUGGCUGUGACCCUGAGCUCUUCGAAAUUCCACCCGACCUUGUACUCGAGGUGCCGAUGGAGCAUCCCAAGUACGAAUGGUUUCAGGAGCUGGGGCUGAAGUGGUAUGCCCUGCCUGCUGUGGCCAACAUGCUGCUCGAGGUGGGUGGCCUUGAGUUCCCAGGGUGCCCCUUCAAUGGCUGGUACAUGGGCACCGAGAUUGGGGUCCGGGACUUCUGUGAUGUCCAGCGCUACAACAUCCUAGAGGAAGUGGGCAGAAGGAUGGGCCUGGAAACACACAAGUUGGCCUCCCUCUGGAAAGACCGGGCGGUUAUUGAGAUCAACAUCGCUGUGCUCCACAGUUUCCAGAAGCAGAAUGUGACCAUCAUGGACCACCACUCAGCUGCAGAGUCCUUCAUGAAGUACAUGCAGAAUGAAUACCGGUCCCGCGGGGGCUGCCCGGCUGACUGGAUUUGGCUGGUCCCCCCGAUUUCAGGGAGCAUCACUCCUGUGUUUCACCAGGAGAUGUUAAACUAUAUCUUGUCCCCUUUCUACUAUUAUCAGGUGGAGGCCUGGAAAACCCAUGUCUGGCAGGACGAGAAGCGGAGGCCCAGGAGAAGAGAGAUUCCAUUCAAAGUUUUGGCUAAAGCCGUGCUCUUCACCUCAGUGCUGAUGUACAAAGUCACGGCGUCACGAGUCAAAGUCACAAUCCUCUUUGCAACAGAAACAGGAAAAUCAGAGACGCUGGCCCGGGACCUGGGGGCUUUGUUCAGCUGCGCUUUCAACUCCAAGGUUUUGUGCAUGGACGAGUACAAGCUGAGCCAACUGGAAGAAGAGCGGCUGCUCCUGGUGGUAACCAGCACUUUCGGGAACGGAGACUCUCCUAGCAAUGGCGAGAAACUGAAGAAAUCGCUCUUCAUGCUGAAAAAGCUCACUAACAAAUUCAGGUACGCUGUGUUUGGCCUUGGCUCCAGCACAUAUCCUCAGUUCUGUGCCUUUGCACAUGACAUUGACCAGAAGUUCUCCAACUUGGGGGCUUCUCAGCUCACCCCGACGGGGGAAGGAGAUGAGCUCAGUGGGCAAGAGGAAGCCUUCCGCAGCUGGGCCGUGCAAACAUUCAAGGCAGCAUGUGAGGCAUUUGAUGUCCGAGGCAAACACCACAUUCAGAUCCCCAAGCUGUACACCUCCAAUGAGACCUGGGACCCACACCAGUACAGGCUCGUGCAGGACUCCGAGCCUUUUGACCUCAACAAAGCCCUGGGCAGCAUGCACACCAAGAACAUUUUCACCAUGAAGCUCAAAUCCCUGAAGAACCUACAGAGUCUGGCAUCCAGCCGCGUCACCCUCCUGGUGGAGCUCUCCUGUGAGGGCAGCCAAGCCCCCAGCUACCUGCCUGGAGAGCACCUCGGGGUAUGCCCAGGUAACCAGCCGGCCCUGGUUCAAGGAAUCUUGGAGCGCCUGGUGGAUGGACCAGCUCCCCACCAAUCCGUGUGCCUAGAGGUCCUCAGUGAGAACGGCAGCUACUGGAUCAGGGACAAGAGGUUGCCCCCCUGCUCACUCAGCCAGGCCCUCACCUACUUCCUGGACAUCACCACACCUCCAACCCAGCUGCUACUCCGGAAGCUAACCCAGUUGGCCACAGAAGAAACCGAGAGACAGAGGCUGGAGGCCCUGUGCCAGCGCUCAAAUUACAACAAGUGGAAGUUCACCAACAGCCCUACGUUCCUGGAGGUUCUUGAGGAGUUCCCGUCCCUGCAGGUGUCUGCUGGCUUCCUACUCUCUCAGCUCCCUACUCUGAAACCCCGGUACUACUCCAUCAGCUCCUCCCGGGACCUCACCCCCAUGGAGAUCCACCUCACUGUGGCCAUGGUCACAUACCGCACCCGAGAUGGCGAGGGUCCCCUACACCACGGUGUCUGCAGCACUUGGCUCAGCAGCCUGAAGCCCCAAGAUCCAGUGCCUUGUUUUGUGCGCAGUGCCAGCAGCUUCCAGCUCCCCGAGGACCCCUCCCGGCCUUGCAUCCUCGUCGGGCCUGGGACGGGCAUUGCCCCCUUCCGCAGUUUCUGGCGGCAGCGGCUCUAUGACAUGGAACACAAAGGACUCCAGGGAGGCCGCAUGACCCUCGUGUUCGGGUGUCGCCAUCCCAACAAGGACCACCUCUAUCGGGAGGAAAUGCUGGAGAUGGCCGGGAAGGGGGUGCUCCAUGAGGUGUAUACCGCCUAUUCUCGCCUGCCUGACCAGCCCAAGGUUUAUGUUCAAGACAUCCUGCGGCAGCUGCUGGCUGAUGAGGUGCUCCGUGUGCUCCAUAAAGAACAGGGCCACCUCUACAUCUGUGGGGAUGUGCGCAUGGCCCGAGACGUGGCACACACCCUGAAACACAUACUGGGGGCCAAGCUGAGCCUGAGCGAGGAGCAGGUGGAGGACUAUUUCUUCCAGCUCAAGAGCCAGAAGCGCUAUCAUGAAGAUAUCUUUGGUGUGGCAUUUCCCUACCAAGUGAAAAAGGACGGGGUGGCGAGCCAGCCCAGAGAUCCCAGGCCUCUGAUGACUCACACAAGUUAG